CUUUUCCUUUCCAAGUACAAUUCUUUUGCUUUCUCCAGCUGCUCAAUUCUGUAGUACCGAACUGCUAGUGGAACUCUUACUAGUCUGUCCGAAAUCCAAAACUCCUCCUGAAUUCUCCAGAAAAUUGCCCAAGUUUUUCAGCUAGUGAACCCCCCUAACUCCAUCUCAAUGUCGUCCCACACCAGAACCGCCAUCUUGUCUGUUUACGACAAGACUGGCUUGUUGGACUUGGCCAAGGGCCUUGUCGCUGCCAAAGUGCGCAUUCUCGCCUCCGGCGGUACUGCCAGAUUGGUCCGUGAGGCUGGCUUCCCUGUGGAAGACGUCUCAUCCAUUACCCAUGCUCCCGAGAUGUUGGGAGGCAGAGUCAAGACAUUGCACCCAGCUGUCCAUGGUGGUAUUCUUGCCAGAAACUUGGAAAGUGACGAAGCCGACUUGGCUGCUCAGGGCAUCGAAAAAGUCGACUUUGUUGUCUGUAACUUGUACCCCUUCAAGGAAACUGUGUCCAAGAUUGCUGUCACCAUUGACGAAGCCGUAGAAGAAAUCGACAUUGGAGGUGUCACUUUGUUGAGAGCCGCCGCUAAGAACCAUUCCAGAGUUACCAUCUUGUCUGAUCCACAAGACUAUGCUGGUUUCUUGGAAGAGUUGAAGGCUGGCGAAAUCUCAGCUGAAACCAGAAACAAAUACGCCUUGAAGGCUUUUGAACACACCGCCGAUUACGACGUUGCCAUCUCCGACUUUUUCAGAAAGCAAUACUCAGAAAAUGAGUCCCAAUUGCCUUUGAGAUACGGUGCCAACCCCCACCAGAAACCAGCCCAGGCUUUUGUUUCUCAGGGUGAAUUGCCUUUCAAGGUUCUUGCUGGCUCUCCAGGCUAUAUCAACUUGUUAGAUGCCUUGAACUCGUGGCCUUUAGUCAAAGAGUUGUCUGCUUCUUUGAACUUGCCAGCCGCUGCUUCCUUCAAGCACGUUUCUCCUGCCGGUGUAGCUGUUGGCCUUCCAUUGUCAGAUGUCGAGAAGAAGAUCUACUUUGUUGAAGACAUUGAAAACUUAUCUCCUUUAGCCAACGCCUACGCCAGAGCCAGAGGUGCUGACAGAAUGUCGUCUUUCGGUGACUUCAUUGCCUUGUCCAACAUCGUUGAUGUUCCUACCGCCCAGAUCAUCUCCAAGGAAGUGUCGGACGGUGUGAUUGCUCCAGGAUUCGAAGACGAAGCUUUGGCCAUCUUGAAGAAAAAGAAGGGUGGAAAGUACUGUAUUUUGCAGAUCGAUCCUAACUACACCCCAGACAACACCGAAUCCAGACAAGUCUAUGGAAUCACAUUGCAACAAAAGCGUAACGAUGCUAUCAUCAAGGGUUCCUCUUUCAAGGAAAUUGUAUCCAAGAACAAGGACUUAACUGAGCAAGGAUCCAUCGACUUGACUGUUGCUACCAUUGCAUUGAAGUACACCCAGUCUAACUCGGUGUGCUACGCUAAGAAUGGUAUGGUUAUCGGUUUGGGUGCUGGUCAACAAUCGCGUAUCCACUGUACCCGUUUGGCUGGUGACAAGGCCGACAACUGGUGGUUCAGACAACAUCCAAAGGUGUUGGCCUUCAAGUGGGCCAAGGGUGUCAAGAGACCAGAGAAGUCUAACGCUAUUGACUUGUAUGUUACUGGCCAGAUUCCAACCACCGAGCCAGAAAAGACCGAAUACGAAUCCAAGUUCGCCGAACUUCCUGAACCUUUGUCUGCCGAAGAAAGAGCAGAAUGGAUAGCCAAGUUGAACAACGUCGCUUUGUCUUCCGAUGCCUUUUUCCCAUUCCCUGACAACGUCUAUAGAGCCGUCAGAUCGGGUGUCAAGUUCAUUGCUGCUCCUUCUGGCUCUGUCAUGGACAAGGCUGUUUUUGGUGCCGCAGACUCUCACGACCUUGUCUACGUCGAAAACCCUAUCCGUUUGUUCCACCACUAAGAACUGAGCUUUACCAUAAAAACUUGAUUCGCUCCACAACCUCACUGUAUUUAGUUCUGCUAGUGGGUUAUGCUGUUCUUAGCAACUGCGUAGCCCGUUCUUUGUUUUCUAAAUCUUAUUAAUAAACAUGAUGAUUUC
Molecule: messenger RNA, 2079 nt
Organism: Scheffersomyces stipitis CBS 6054
Lineage: Eukaryota; Fungi; Ascomycota; Pichiomycetes; Serinales; Debaryomycetaceae
Gene: ADE17
Product: bifunctional phosphoribosylaminoimidazolecarboxamide formyltransferase/IMP cyclohydrolase
Exons: 1
Coding region: 169-1941 (590 amino acids)
Biological process (GO): 'de novo' IMP biosynthetic process
Cellular component (GO): cytosol
Molecular function (GO): IMP cyclohydrolase activity; phosphoribosylaminoimidazolecarboxamide formyltransferase activity
Source: RefSeq, a predicted model, not a curated record